Rotaria sordida is the source of this 1473-nucleotide messenger RNA. NCBI's taxonomy places the organism in Eukaryota, Metazoa, Rotifera, Eurotatoria, Philodinida, Philodinidae. The record is from the annotation of a GenBank genome assembly.
AUGUUUCAUAUAUUUCAACAACAAUUAAAAUUAUUUCUGCUAAUCAUAUGUUACUGUUUCAAUUUCAUAAUUGGAAGUCCUGAUCAACUUCGUUUAUUAAGCCAUCUAUUGGCUGAAAACCGAUAUACACCAAUGGCACGACCUGUUCAAAAUGCUUCUCAUACAUUACCUGUUACUAUAAAUUUAUCUUUACAACAAAUCAUUAAUUUUGAUGGAAAGAAUGAAGCUAUUGUUAUGAGUGGCUGGAUGACAAUCAUGUGGAACGAUUAUAAUUUAAGAUGGAAACCAGAAGAGUUUGCUAAUAUUCAAACACUACGAAUACCAAGUACACAAAUUUGGACACCAGACAUUUUUCUAUACAACACUGCCGAUGAAAAGUUUGAUACGACAGUGAAAGUCAAUGCUGUUGUGCAACAUAAUGGUAAUAUACUAUAUGUUCCACCAGUAUUAUUCAAAUCAACUUGUCCAUUUAAUAUUGCCUCAUUUCCAUUUGUAAGAAUCAAUCUAACGGCAGAAAGUAGCCAAGGUCAAUUGGAUGCAUAUGUCAAAAGUGCUCAAUGGGAUCUAGAAGAUUUCUCUGCAACGAACAAUAGUACCAAAUACGACUGUUGUCCAACUGUGUACCCAUACGUACUAUACACUAUCCGAAUGCGUCGACGUUCUCUUUAUUACGUUAUAAAUAUCAUUGUACCUUGUUUUCUUAUUAGUUGUAUGACAAUACUUGGAUUUUUAUUAUCACCGGAUAGUGGCGAAAAAUUAACCUUGCAGAUUACAACUCUUCUAAGUGUUGUUAUGUUCAGUUUACUUCUAGCGGAAAUUCUCCCACCAAGUUCAACUGCUAUACCGAUUAUUACAGUUUAUUUUACGUGUGUUAUGGUCAUGUCAGCAGUUACAGUUGUUGCAUCUGUAAUAAUAUUAUCACUUCAUUUUCGAAACUCUAGAAAUUAUACAAUGCGAUCAUGGGUUCGUAAGUAUAUUUGUAAUUAUUUAGCGUGGCUGUUACGUAUGAAACGUCCUCAUCAUGAUUUAAGUUGGCAUGCGAUUCGUCCUCGAUGGGUUUCUCCAAAACAAGAAUCGAAUAAUAUAAAUGGGCCAAUUGAUAAUUAUCAUUCUAAGAUUCCUUCUGAACCAUUGUCGAACAAUAAAUUCGAGUUGUCAUCAACCAAUGUUAUAAAUGUUGACAAAGAACCUUUAGAAUUCUCUGUAUCUUCAGCAAUGAAAAUUCAUGAUUCUCGUUAUCAUCAGAAUACAUCUAAUGAAUUGUAUACGUGUGAUAUGGAAAUGAUUCGUUCUGAGCUACGUGCUAUUAUUUCUCAACUUGCUAUUCUUAUUAAUUAUUCUCGACAAAAAGAGAAAGAUGAUAAUGAAUCUCAAGAGUGGCAAUUUGUAGCAAUGGUGAUCGAUCGUUUUUGUCUAGUGGUUUUUGCUAUAGUCAUGCUUCUUUUUACCGUACUUACUUUUCUCAACGUUUAA